Molecule: messenger RNA, 1209 nt
Organism: Punica granatum (pomegranate)
Lineage: Eukaryota; Viridiplantae; Streptophyta; Magnoliopsida; Myrtales; Lythraceae
Source: RefSeq, a predicted model, not a curated record
CACCCAAACAUUCGAUUCGUUUCUUUCUCCAAAACCUCCGUAAACCCUUCCCCUCCCUCUGUCCUCGUAGACGGAGCUAUGUGGAUCAGCCGCUCUAUACUCGCAAGAUCCCUCCUCCACCACCGGCACUACUCCCAAUCGGCGGCGGCCGCCGUAGCUGUCGCCCACUCCUUCGAGGAAGCUCCCGUCACCUACCUCGAGGACCUACCGCGGCCCGACCCCAAGUACGCCGAGACGAUCCUGGCCAUCCCCCGGGCCAGGUCGGGCAAGAACAUAUCCGCCAAGGAGCGGAAGCAGGGGCGGGUCCCGGCCAUCCUCUUCGAGCAGGAGGACGGCCAGCACGGCGGCAACAAGCGGCUCAUCUCCGUCCGGACCAACCAGAUCAGGAAGCUCGUGAACCACUUGGGCCGGUCUUUCUUCCUCUCUCGGCUCUUCGACCUCGAGGUCGCGCCCGAGUUCGGGGGCGACGAGGUUAUCGAGAAGAUCCGCGUUUUGCCUCGAUUGGUUCAUCUUCAUUCGGGCACGGAUGCGCCACUUAAUGUUACUUUCAUACGAGCUCCUUCAAAUGCUUUGUUGAAGGUUGAUGUCCCUCUUGUAUAUAGAGGGGAAGAUGUAUGUCCCGGACUAAGGAAAGGUUCUUCCCUUAACACCAUCAGGAGAACCGUCAAGUACCUCUGCCCAGCAGACAUAAUCCCUCCUUACAUAGAUGUGGAUCUGAGUGAGUUGGACAUUGGCCAAAAGUUGACGAUGGGGGACCUCAAGGUUCACCCUGCUCUGAAGCUCUUGAAGUCGAAAGAUGAACCUGUUUGUAAGAUCAUGGGUGCCCGGGUCUCCGACCAACAGAGGAGAAAAUAAAUUUACAAGGACUGACUCUCUUUUGGCUUCUUGUCAUCAAAUCCGCUCCAGAGCAAAAUCAUCGGGUGGUAAUUGGAUGUCUCAUCUUUCUGUGCUUUAAAUUUAUUUCUGGGGGGUAGCAGAAAUUGGGAAAGAGCGAAGACGAUUCUUUUUAAGGCCCUUGUUAGUUUAGUGAGGAGGAAGAGUGCUGAAUGGUGAAUGGUGAUAGAUCGGAGCUUGCUAUUCACCGGGACAUGGCAGAUAGGUACUUUGAUAAGAUAGCUGUUGCCAUUGUUUGUAGUGGAGCUGAUGUUUUCAGUAGAUGCUUCUCGGAGGUGAAUAAGAGCCCUUUGUUUCACGUAUUUGCAUGUUCAA